Messenger RNA from Psilocybe cubensis, 456 nucleotides. RefSeq lists its product as uncharacterized. The coding region runs from base 1 to 456 and encodes 151 amino acids. The record is from RefSeq and is a predicted model, not a curated record. The transcript has 3 exons. Lineage: Eukaryota; Fungi; Basidiomycota; Agaricomycetes; Agaricales; Agrocybaceae.
AUGACCGACCUUUUGGACUACACCCUCUCACACCUCUCCUCCGUAAAAAUCGACACUGAAGAUCUCGCGUCGUUUUCGAGGCAAAUUAGUCUUUUCCUCGUGGGUAUUAUUAUUUUGAGUAGUAUUCGGUUGGUGUUAAGGGGUGCUACGAGGGCGUUGCGCGUUACGAGCAGAAACCUAGCAGCAUCUCUCAUGCUCCUCGUCCUCGCCCAAAUCAUGGGAAUGUACCUCCUAUCCACCCUCGUACAAAUGCGUUCCUCCUUCCCACCCCCACCCCCACCGCCCUCGCACCCCUCCUCAUCCACUGACGCCGCCCCCGAAAACCUAUUCAGCACGAUCCCGCAGUACGAGCUGUUCGGUGCGCUCUUCGACUGGUCGUUCCUCGUUGCUGCGGGCGCGUCUGUGUUUGUGCGAUGGGGUGCUGAGCGCGUGAAUGGGCAUGGUGAGGCUGAUUGA